AAAACAAGCGACGCGCCAAAAUCUGUAACCUAAUCCAAUCCAAUUUCGUUAGCAGAGGAUAAGAAAAGAAAAAGGAAAAAACUGUGAAACUUUGAGCUGAGUGAAGUGAACACAGCAAGCUAUCAAGCACUUAUUCUUCUUCUACAAGCUUUGCUGCAGUAAUGGCUGUAGCUGCAGCUACCUGCUGCUUCUCAGCUCUGACCUCCACCGUUAAAUUCCGCUGUUAUGUUACUUCCCAGCGCCAUUUCGCUACGUCACAUCAUCGAUCCCUCACUUCUUCUAAAGCUAUCAAUCACAGCGGACGUAACUCAAAGCGAGGUUCCUCGUCUUCUAUUGAUAAAUCCAACAACAGAAAUAAUGCGAAAUUAAAAGGUAAGAGGAGUAAUUUAUAUAGCGAUGAAAAUGGUGGUAAAGCAGAGAGAGGGAAAGCUCAAUCAGUGGCUUAUAAGUCAUUUGGAACGGAAAGAAAAGAUAAGAAAGAGUUUCAGUUUGAUUCGAACGAGCUUCAGAUUGAAUCAGGGAAACUUCAGGAUAUGGCUUUUCUAAAUGCUGUUGUUAAGGUUUACUGCACCCAUACCGCACCUGAUUAUUCCCUUCCCUGGCAAAAGCAAAGGCAAUAUACAAGCACUGGAAGUGCGUUCAUGAUUGGGGAUGGAAAGCUUUUGACAAAUGCGCAUUGUGUUGAACAUUAUACACAAGUCAAAGUAAAGAGAAGGGGAGAUGAUACUAAAUAUGUCGCUAAGGUAUUAGCCAGAGGUGUAGAUUGUGAUAUAGCAUUACUUUCCGUGAAGGAUAAGGAAUUUUGGGAAGGAGCUGAACCACUCCAAUUGGGACACUUGCCACGUCUUCAGGAUGCAGUAACUGUUGUGGGAUAUCCCCUUGGAGGAGACACCAUUUCAGUGACAAAGGGAGUUGUAUCACGUAUAGAGGUUACAUCAUAUGCUCAUGGAUCAUCAGACUUGCUGGGUAUUCAAAUUGAUGCAGCAAUAAAUCCUGGUAAUAGUGGUGGUCCUGCAUUCAACGAACAAGGGGAGUGCAUUGGAGUGGCAUUUCAGGUUUACAGAUCUGAAGAAGCUGAGAAUAUCGGAUAUGUGAUUCCAACAACUGUUGUAUCUCAUUUUCUAAAUGAUUAUGAGAGGAAUGGGAAAUACACUGGCUUUCCAUGUCUUGGUGUAUUGUUGCAAAAGUUGGAGAAUCCGGCAUUACGUGCAUGCCUAAAAGUAGAGUCUAAUGAGGGUGUACUGGUACGGCGAAUUGAACCAACGUCUGAUGCAAAUAAUGUCUUAAAGGAGGGGGAUGUGAUUGUGAGCUUUGAUGAUGUUAAUGUAGGGUGUGAAGGAACAGUGCCCUUUCGAUCAAAUGAGCGCAUUGCAUUCCGUUAUCUCAUUAGUCAAAAAUUUGCUGGUGAUGUGGCAGAACUUGGUAUCAUUAGAGCAGGCUCAUUCAUGAAGGUUAAAGUAGUUUUGAAUCCCAGAGUGCACUUGGUUCCCUAUCAUGUUGAUGGAGGUCAGCCUUCUUAUUUAAUAAUUGCUGGUUUGGUGUUUACCCCUCUUUCAGAACCGCUGAUAGAUGAGGAGUGUGAAGGCUCUAUAGGGUUGAAGCUUCUAGCAAAAGCACGCUACUCUUUGGCAAGGUUCAAAGGGGAACAAAUUGUUAUCCUAUCACAGGUCUUAGCAAAUGAAGUCAACAUUGGAUAUGAGGAUAUGAGCAAUCAGCAGGCAAGUUCCCUAUUCACUUUGGUCGUCCAACUCUUCCAAUUUGUAUAUGCAAUACUUGAAGGACCAUUCAAUUUCAGCUUCCAUGUUCUUGAACAGCAUGCAAGGACAAAUAUUUGGUUUUUGAGUUUGAAGACAAUUAUCUCGCCGUGUUGGAGAGGCAACCAGCUACCGCUGCUUCAUCUUGUAUCCUCACAGAUUAUGGGAUACCAUCUGAACGAUCUCCUGAUCUGUUGAAGCCAUACGUGGAUUCACAAGUAGACAACCAAUUAGCAGAACAAGAUGCACUUGGUGACAGUCCAGUUUCAAAUCUGGAAAUUGGCAAUGACGGAAUCCUCUGGGCGUAAUUACCAAGUCUUGAGACCUUGGUGUUCCAUUUUUAGAGAAGGGCCUGUCAUAAUUGGGAAGCAUGGCAGCCUGCGAAUUGGUGCCACGCCAUAGUUUCUGCUCAUUUUUUAGGCCCCUUGCAUGAGUUCUUACAGUUUUUAUUUCUUCACUUUCAUUUUUAUUUUCAUUUUUUGCUUUAAAAAAAUUUUGUUUGGGUGGUUAGGUUCCAAAACAGUUUUUUUUUUUUUCUUUUAAAAAAAAAGGUUAGAGAGAGCAUAAUUGUGUACAGUUGGAGCUGCAAUCAGCCUUCAAAUUAUUUGAUGUACUAACUUGCCAUAAUGGACAGUUAAAUUAUCUUUA
This is a messenger RNA of Ricinus communis (castor bean), 2402 nucleotides long. Its product is annotated as protease Do-like 2, chloroplastic. Gene Ontology annotation, biological process: proteolysis. The record is from RefSeq and is a predicted model, not a curated record. Bases 162 to 1952 code for a protein of 596 amino acids. The transcript is spliced from 20 exons. Lineage: Eukaryota; Viridiplantae; Streptophyta; Magnoliopsida; Malpighiales; Euphorbiaceae. Gene Ontology annotation, molecular function: protein binding; serine-type endopeptidase activity.